AUGUCAAAGAGAGGAGCAGCGUGGCGAGGCAAGGGGGAGCGACCUGACGCCAUGGCAACGCUUCAAGCAGCAAAUGAAGAGCUAAGAGCCAAACUGACUGACAUCCAGAUAGAACUACAACAUGAGAAGAACAAGGUCAGCCGUCUGGAGAGAGAGAAGAGUCAGGAGGUGAAGGCGGAGCAUCACCGGGCGACUGUCGCCGUGACGGAGCUGAAGACCAAACUCCAUGAGGAGAAGCAAAAGGAGCUGGCCGUUACCAGGGAGACGUUACUACGGCAACACGAGAUGGAGCUAAUGAGAGUCAUCAAGAUCAAAGACGGAGAGAUUCAGCGUCUAAACGGACUGGUGCUAACGCUGAGGGACGGAUCCACAGACAAGGUGCGGAGUGCCCUGCUGGCGGAGGGGGAGGAGGCCAGGAGGAGCUGGGAGGCGGAGCGUUGCCGCCUCCAGCAGGAGGCCCAUGAGCUGCGAGGAGCGAGGAGAACAGCUGAGGAGGCUCUGGCGUCGGCUCAGCAGGCCUGCCAGGCCCGAGCAGCCGAGCUGCGAUCUGCUCAUCAUCAGCACCAGGAAGAGCUGAACCGCACCAAGAGAGACUGUGAGAGGGAGAUCCGCCGGCUGAUGGAUGAGAUAAAGCUGAAGGACCGAGCGGUCAGUGUUUUGGAUAAAGCCCUGGGGCUGCAGGCGGGACACGCCCACCGCCUCCAGCUGCAGACUCAGGCUGCCGAGCAGCAAAUCGCAGCCCUGAGAGACGCACAGAGGGCGGGACUAAACCUCCCUGGCCACGCCCCUAACUCCGCCCCUAACAGCGCUCCUCAUACUGUAAGCCCCUCUCAGGACGACCGAGACACUCGCAGGUUUCAGUUAAAGAUCGCUGAGCUCAGCGCCGUCGUCCGGAAGUUGGAGGAUCGAAACGCUCUGCUGUCUGAAGAACGCAACGAACUGCUGAAGCGUCUGAGAGAGACGGAGAGUCAGUUUCUUCCUCUUCUGGACAAAAACAAACGUCUGAGCAGGAAGAACGAGGAGCUGGCUCUCACGCUACGUCGCCUUGACAACAAGCUUCGCUUCGUCACCCAGGAGAACAUGGAGAUGGUAACUAUGGUAACCCCUGACCCCGCCCUUCUGAGGCCGAGUUCUCUCAACGACCUGGACCGGAGCCACUCCACCAGUUACCAUGGUUACAGCCAAGAUGAGAGAGAGAUGGAGUUUCUACGGUUACAAGUUCUGGAGCAACAGCACAUCAUCGAUGACCUGUCCAAGGCUCUGGAGACGGCUGGUUAUGUAAAGAACGUUAUAGAGAAAGACAUGUUGCUGAGAUACAGACGCCAGGAAUCAGUCCGGAGGAAACGGACCUUCAGAGCCUGCAGGGUUAUAGAAACAUUCUACGGUUAUGAUGAAGAGGCGUCAGUGGACUCUGAUGGAUCGUCUUUGUCAUUUCACACUGACAGAACUCCAGAUACAGAACCAGACGAGGUGUGUGUGCGUGAGGAAGCAGAGUUUCGUUACCGUCAGCUGACUCAGGAGUACCAGGCGCUGCAGCGAGCGUACGCUCUGCUGACGGAGACGAGUGGAGCAAACUAUGACCCCGAGAAGGAGAUCAAGACCAGAGAGCAGCUGCUGACUGAAAUCAGUCAAUAUCAAACUAGAGUUACAGAUCUGGAGUCAGCACUGAAACAACAAGGACUGGAUGUGAAGUGGGUGGAGGAGAAGCAGGCUCUGUACCAGAGGAAUCAGCAGCUGGUGGAGAAGGUGAAGCAGAUGGAAGGAGAAGAGCUGCAGCUGGAGAAUGAGAUUCAGGAUGCCAGAGAUCAGAACGAGCUGCUGGAGUUUCGGAUCUUAGAGCUGGAGGAGAGGGAGCGACGUUCACCUGCCAUUAACUUCCAACCACUCCAUUUCCCAGAAGGCCUCAGUCCCCUGCAGCUCUACUGCGAGGCAGAGGGAGUCGCUGACGUUGUGAUCAGUGAGUUGAUGAAGAAGCUGGACAUUCUGGGAGAUAACGCCAAUCUGUCCAAUGAGGAGCAGGUGGUGGUGAUCCAGGCCAGAACGGUGCUCACUUUGGCCGAGAAGUGGUUGGAGUCCAUCGAAGUGACGAAAUCGGCUCUGCAGCAGAAGAUGUUGGACAUUGAGAGUGAGAAGGAUCUGUUCAGUAAACAGAAGGGUUACCUGGAUGAAGAGUUGGAUUACAGAAAGCAGUCGAUGGAUCAGGCUCAUAAGAGGAUCCUGGAGCUGGAGGCCAUGUUGUUUGAGGCCUUGCAGCAGGAGGAGCACUUCAAGAUGGACGGAUUCAAGAUGGAGGCUGGUCUGUCUGAAACCCUGACGGAGGAAGAGAGGGAGGGGCUUAAGAGAGCAAUGGACCAAUGGAAACGCUCUGUGAUGUGUGAGCUGAGAGAGAGAGAUGCCCAGAUCCUCCGUGACAGGAUGGAACUGCUGCAACUCACACAGCAGAGAAACAAAGAGUUGGAGGAAUUUAUAGAAGCACAGAAGCGACAGAUUAAAGAGCUGGAGGAGAAGUUUCUAUUUUUGUUUCUGUUUUUUUCUUUGGCCUUCAUUCUCUGGUCCUAACAGCAGCUGUGUCUGCAUCCCCCAGACCAAACAGCUGAUCACUCAGCCGGUUUCAGACCAAACAACAGAAGAGAGUUCAGAAGGAUUCAGGAGGA
Molecule: messenger RNA, 2654 nt
Organism: Perca flavescens (yellow perch)
Lineage: Eukaryota; Metazoa; Chordata; Actinopteri; Perciformes; Percidae
Gene: jakmip3
Product: Janus kinase and microtubule interacting protein 3
Exons: 23
Coding region: 1-2559 (852 amino acids)
Molecular function (GO): kinase binding; microtubule binding
Source: RefSeq, a predicted model, not a curated record